Molecule: messenger RNA, 669 nt
Organism: Plasmodium yoelii
Lineage: Eukaryota; Apicomplexa; Aconoidasida; Haemosporida; Plasmodiidae
Product: photosensitized INA-labeled protein PHIL1, putative
Exons: 1
Coding region: 1-669 (222 amino acids)
Source: RefSeq, a predicted model, not a curated record
AUGCUUUUUUCAACAUCGAGAAAAAGAUAUAGUUUUGAAAAAAAAGAAACUAUUAAGGAUAUAGAUUUUUUAUCUUAUAACAGUAUAAUUUUUCCUUCCGAACAAAUUUACGCCAACUCAAAUUUGACGUGUACAAAAUUUCCCCCGAACUUAUAUGAAACAUCACAAAAUAUAAAUUUAAAAAUGAAUAUGUCACACGAAAAUAUAUAUGAUAAUACAGGUAUGAGUUCUGAGGGUUAUGAAAAUCACCCACAAUUUUAUAAUAAUGAUAAUUGUUCACAAUAUCAAGAUGAUCAAUAUAGAAUGAUAGAACGUCCCAACCCAAAUGCUAUGCACCAACCAUUAAUAUGUUUAAAUGGUAAUGAGUAUGUACCUGAAAUGCAAACUGGAAUUGACCCAGGUGUUUUAGCUGUUUCAAAUGCUUUAUUUGCUUAUAACAAUGCUUUCCAAUGUAUACCUAUUAAGACAUCUCCUAAUGUAUUUCGAAGAAGAGUAAAGGGUGAAGCAAACUCAGAAUGGAGUAACGCAUUUAUUACUAGGGUAGAUCCAUGUGAAUGCACUGACUUUGAAGAACAAUUCAAACCAUAUGAAGUUACUAAAUAUUAUGAUGAAGGACAAGUUAAAACCGUUUUUAAUUUUGAUCAAGAAUGCCCUAAAGAUAAUAUGUAA